UUUGUGGAAACGUGUGCGGUCGUAGAACAUCCUCUUUUCCCCCAAACGGCUGCUGCUGUACCUUUCCGCUGGCCAUGGUACGGCGUCCCGAGCGCUCCGCCAGGCGCCAGCCAACGUUCGUUUCUUCUUCAGGAAUGAGGUAUUUAGCCCAAUGAUACCCCGCCGCUAAGAUAAAACCGAGAUCAAGAAGGAAAGCCAGGAGAGAUCGAUCUGAGAUCGUCGCAGCUCUCCGAUGGCGACAAGAUACUGGAUCGUCUCUCUCCCCGUCCAGUCCUCCGCCUCCUCCCUCUGGAGCCGCCUCCAAGAAUCCAUCUCCAAGAACUCCUUCGACACCCCCCUCUACCGAUUCAACACGCCCGAUCUCCGAGUGGGAACCCUUGAUUCGCUGCUCGCCCUCAGUGAUGAUCUCGCCAAGUCGAAUGCGUUCAUAGAGGGAGUGUCGCAUAAGAUCCGGCGCCAGAUUGAGGACCUGGAGCGGGCUUCUGGCGUUGAGGGUGGUGCGCUGACGGUGGAUGGGGUUCCCGUGGAUUCCUACCUCACGAGGUUUGUUUGGGAUGAAUCCAAGUACCCGACAAUGUCGCCGCUGAGGGAGAUUGUUGACACAAUUCAUGUCCAAGUAGCGAAAAUUGAAGAUGACAUGAAGGUUCGUGCAGCAGAGUAUAACAAUAUCCGUGGUCAGCUAAAUGCAAUAAACAGAAAGCAGAGUGGAAGCUUAGCUGUUCGUGACCUUUCCAAUUUGGUAAAGCCAGAGGAUAUCAUCACGUCAGAACAUUUAGUGACACUUCUUGCUGUUGUUCCCAAGUACUCUCAAAAGGACUGGCUGUCAAGCUAUGAAACAUUGACUACCUACGUGGUACCUAGGUCAACAAAGAAGUUGCAUGAGGACAAUGAGUAUGCUCUUUACACUGUAACACUCUUUGUUAGGGUGGCAGAUAAUUUUAAAACAAGUGCACGUGAAAGAGGAUUCCAGAUUCGUGAAUUUGAAUACAGUCCAGAAGCGCAAGAGAGUUGGAAACUAGAGCUGGAAAAAUUAUUGCAGGAUCAGGAAAACAUAAGGAGCUCUCUUUUACAAUGGUGUUAUGCUAGUUAUGGAGAGGUUUUCAGUUCCUGGAUGCACUUCUGUGCUGUACGUGUCUUUGCAGAGAGUAUUCUCAGAUAUGGUUUGCCACCAUUAUUCUUGGCAGCAGUAUUAGCACCUUCAGCAAAAGGUGAAAAGAAAGUUCGAUCUAUUUUAGAAGAGCUUUGUGGCAAUGUCAAUAGCACUUUCUGGAAAUCUGAAGAUGAAGUAGGCUUGGCUGGUCUAGGUGGCGAAGCUGAGGCUUAUCCCUAUGUCUCCUUCACUAUUAAUAUCGUUUAACAUAAAUUGAGCUCAGAUUGCCCCAUUUCAACGAGUUAAAAGACUUUUCUCGUAAUUAUUUUCAAUCACAAUACCAAUGCAUAGUUAUUGUACUGUAUAUUUAUUCCAAUUCUUUUUUCAUGUAUGUGAUAUUCUGCAGAAUUUUGUUCUAGUUUCUAGUAAUAAUAAAUAUUAUGAUCUUUUUGAACCUGAUUA
Molecule: messenger RNA, 1552 nt
Organism: Phoenix dactylifera (date palm)
Lineage: Eukaryota; Viridiplantae; Streptophyta; Magnoliopsida; Arecales; Arecaceae
Product: V-type proton ATPase subunit C-like
Biological process (GO): proton transmembrane transport
Cellular component (GO): vacuolar proton-transporting V-type ATPase, V1 domain
Molecular function (GO): proton-transporting ATPase activity, rotational mechanism
Source: RefSeq, a predicted model, not a curated record